CUGAUGGAAGCCUUCAGGCGGUAUACUCCCUUUGAUCCUACUUCUGAAGAGCAUAGCGCUUCAGUGGCCCUUGCUUUUAUCAGACAAUCAGCGCCCGACAUUAGGAAGAAGCUUCAGAGAUUAGAGGGCCUAUAAGAUUUAUCACUGAAAGAUUUAGUGAAAGAGGCUGAAAAAGUUUAUCACAAGAGGGAGACUGAGGAAGAGAAGGAGUUAAGGAAGGAGAAGGAAAGAGAAGGUAAAGAGGAAAAGAGGGGCAGGAAGCAUGAGAAAAAUUUAACAAGGAUCUUGGCUGCAGUAGUAGAAGGUAGGGGACGCCCACCCUCUAGUGGCAGAGCUAGCAAGGCAGGGUACCUGGGCAACAUUAGAGAAGGACCAAUGUGCAUACUGCAAGGAAAAGGGGCAUUUGGUGAAGGAAUGCCCUAAGAAGCCACCACGGGGACCUCUGAAGAAGGUGUUGUCUCUGCUAGAGGAUGAAGAUUAGGGAAGAUGGGGCUUGGAGCCCCUCCCCAAGCCCAGGGUAACCCUGAAGGUGGAGGGGCAACCCGUUGAGUUCCUGGUAGACACCGGUGCUCAACAUUCUGUACUGACUCAAGCUAGGGGCCCCCUCUCUGGCAAAAAGUCUUGGGUGAUCGGGGCUAUGGGCCAGAAACAAUAUGCGUGGACUACCCGAAGAACAGUAGACUUAGGAGUGGGACGAGUAAACCACUCAUUCCUUGUCAUACCGGAAUGCCCCACACCCCUGUUAGGAAGAGACAUAUUGACCAAAGUAGGAGCCCAAAUAUCCUUUCAAACCGAAGAAACUCAAGUGACUAAUCGAGAAAAGAAACCUUUGAGCCUAAGUAUCUUGACCAUAAGAUUAGAGGAUGAAUACUACCUUUUUAAGGAACCAGAACCCUCCCGAAUUGGUCAGGAGUGGCUUGACCAGUUCCCAGGGGCCUGGACAGAGAUGGUGGGUAUGGGGCUUGCUGUGAACCAGCCCCCUGUGGUCAUAGAAUUGAAAGCUUCAGCCUUACCAGUAACUGUGAGACAAUAUCCAAUGAGUAAAGAAGCCAGAGAUGGAAUUAGGCCCCAUAUCCAGAGGCUUAUAGAGCAGGGGAUAUUAGUAAAAUGUAAAUCCCCAUGGAACACUCCCUUGCUGCCCGUAAAGAAAGCGGGAACAGGGGAUUAUCGACCAGUGCAAGAUUUAAGAGAAGUUAAUAAGAGGGUACAGGACAUUCAUCCCACUGUGCCGAACCCUUAUAAUCUGCUAAGCUCCCUGGCCCCGGAAAACACCUGGUAUGCAGUCCUAGAUUUAAAAGACACUUUCUUUUGUCUGUGCCUGCACCAGAAUAGCCAACCGCUGUUUGCUUUUGAGUGGAAAGAUCCCUACACAGGAACUACUGGGCAAUUGACUUGGACUCGUCUGCCACAAGGAUUUAAGAAUUCGCCCACCCUCUUUGAUGAGGCUCUACACCAGGACUUGGCUUUUUACAGAGCCUCCAACCCACAGGGCAGGUUCACGAGUUUCUGGGGACGGCAGGAUUUUGUAGACUGUGGAUACCCAGCAUUGCCAGACAUGACAAAGCCGUUUGUCCUCUUCGUGGAUGAAUGGAGUGGGGUAGCUCGAGGAGUGCUGACCCAACAAUGGGGACCUUGGAAGAGACCUGUCACCUACUUGUCAAAAAAACUGGACCCAGUAAGUAGCGUAUUGCCUGCCUGUUUGAGAGUACUGGCGGCCGUGGCCCUCUUAGUUAAAGAUUCUGACAAACUUAUGCUGGGUCAAAAACUCACUGUGGUUGCUCCCCAUGCACUGGAGAGUGUAAUUCAGCAACCACCUGAAAGAUGGAUGUCGAACGCCAGAAUGACUCACUACCAAACCUUGCUCCUGAAUCACGAUCAUGUGGAAUUCGCCCCGCCCGCCAUCCUAAACCCGGCUACUCUUCUCCCUGACUUGGGGAAAGAAGUGCUUCACACCUGCCAGGAGACCCUGGCUGAAGAGACAGGGACCCACCGGGACCUACGAGAUCAGCCCCUAGAGGGACCGGGACUCCUGACCUGGUACACAGACGGAAGCAGUUACAUCAUGGGAGGUAAGAGGAUGGCGGGGGCUGCAGUAGUAGACGAUGACCGGAUCGUGUGAGCCAGCGGACUUCCAGUGGGCACUUCCGCACAGCAAGCAGAACUCGUUGCCCUGACCCAGGCUCUAAGGAUGGCUGAAGGUAAGAGACUCAAUGUCUACACUGACAGCCGAUACACUUUUGCCACUGCACAUAUACAUGGGGCUAUCUACAGACAGAGAGGGCUGUUGACUUCUGCUGGGAAAGAUAUCAAAAACAAACAGGAAAUUUUAGAUUUAUUAGAAGCCAUCCAUAGACCCAGGGAGGUAGCAAUAAUACAUUGCCCUGGACAUCAGAAAGAUGAAUCUCUAAUAGCUCGAGGGAACCAGAGAGUGGACCAAGCCACAAAAUAAGCAGCCCAGGGAAUGAACAUUGUACCCCUCUGGGUAUACCUGGAAGACACAUGUGCUAAAAGCUUCCAGUAUACACCCGAGGACCUCGCUCGGAUGGACAAGCUGGGGUUUCAAAAAUCCUCGCCCCUUGGAACAUACAAGUCAGGAAGUGGGAAGAAUAUUCUGCCCCAGAAAAAGGCAGGAAAAUACUUAAGGCAACUACAUCAGUUGACACAUUUGGGGGCCAGGAACCUAAUAGCCCUGGUUCGAAAGUCCCCUUAUCACGUCAUUGGCUUCGGAGAAAUGGCAGACGAGGUGGUGAGAAAUUGCCUUCCUUGCCAAUUGUUAAAUGUGAACAAACAUCAAGUAAUAUACGGAAAAAGGCUUCACGGGGAUCGACCAGGAGCUUACUGGGAAGUUGACUUCACUGAAAUUAAGCCUGCUAAGUAUGGACAUAAGUACCUCCUAGUCUUUUUAGAUACCUUUUCAGGAUGGACGGAAGCUUUCCCUACCAAGACCAAGACAGCUCAGAUGGUGUCCAAGAAGAUACUUGAAGAGAUAUUUCCAAGGUUUGGAAUCCCAAAGGUAAUCGGCUCUGAUAAUGGUUCUGCCUUCGUUGCCCAGGUGAGUCAGGGAUUGGCUAAGAUCCUGGGGACAGAUUGGAAAUUGCAUUGUGCAUACAGGCCCCAGAGCUCAGGACAGGUAGAAAGGAUGAACAGAACUUUAAAAGAGACCUUGACUAAAUUAUCCAUAGAGACUGGUUUAUGUGAUUGGUUAGUCCUCCUUCUCUUUGCCUUAUCUGGGUCAGGAACACCCCCGGCCGCUUUGGACUAACGCCCUUUGAGAUAAUGUUUGGGGCCCCGGCUCCGCUCCAAUCGGCUCAUCUUCAUACAUUUCCCAAAUGUGCAACUAAUAAGUUUCUGCUUGAAAGGUUACGGGCCUUGGAAGUUGUGCAGAAAGAAGUGUGGGCCUCCAUCAGGGAAGCCUAUUGGCCAGAGGACUUCUUAGUACCUCAUCAGUUCCGGGUGGGAGACCCUGUGUACAUGAGACGACACUGAACGGGAAACCUUGAGCCUCGGUGGAAAGGCCCCUUCAUUGUCCUCUUGACUACUCCCACAUCCGUGAAAGUGGAUGGCAUCUCCUCCUGGGUACAUGCUUCACAUCUGAAGAAAGCACGCCCGCCGGACCCGGACUGGGGAGUAACUUGGACUGAUAACCCACUUAAGCUUCAUUUGUGUAGAAAGAACCAUGUUAUUAGUGAUUCUGAUGCUCCUGCUACUUCCAAACCUCCAGAAACCCCAACCCCCAUGAACCCAGGUUGCUGACAUGGCAGGUUUACUCUCAGACAGGAGAGGCAGUGUGGUCUGUUUCUAAGGCUGCCCCCCUUAAGACCUGGUGGCCAUCCCUGGACCCCGAUGUUUGUGCCCUAGCUGCUGGAUUAGAUACCUGGGACAUACCUAAUAUACCCUGGAGACAGGCCCACCUAAUUCGACCACCAGACCAUGAUUAUUCUGCAGCCCAGAGCCAGGUUUCCUAUGAAGAUAGCAGGUGUAGUUAUCCCCAAGCCUGCAAUAGGAUAAAAACCACUACUUUCUAUGUCUGCCCCCGUGACGGACGAACCCACCAACAAGCCCGACAGUGUGGGGGCUUAGAAUCUUUUUAUUGUAGCUCUUGGGGCUGUGAGACUACAGGUAAUGCUUAUUGGAACCCCGUGUCCAGUUGGGACCUCCUUAAAGUAGUCCAGAACCACACAUCCCCUAACUGUGAGCAGACAGGGCUAUGCAACCCCUUAAAUAUCACGUUCAGUGAUAAAGGGUGCCAGUAUGAUGGGUGGGCCACUGGACGACAGUGGGGGCUCAGAUACUAUAAAUCUGGAUAUGACAAAGGCCUCAUAUUUACUAUCAGACUUAAAGUUGAGACCCUUCCGGCUGCCCGAGUAGGACCCAAUACUGUCCUAUGAGAUCAGCUGCGUCUCCCAACCCCAGCCCCGAAGCAGGCCCUAGUUCCACCAGUGGGCUCUGCCACCACUUCCUCCACCCCCACUCCUGACCAAGUAACCCCUUUUUCUGGCACCGGAAAACGCCUCCUCAACCUCGUUGAGGGGGCUUUCCGGGUUCUAAACACCACCAACCCUAAUACUACCGAAUCCUGUUGGUUAUGUUUUUCCUCUGGACCUCCUUAUUAUGAAGGGUUGGGGCUGUCGGGCAGUUUUAACAAUACAACCAGCCACGAAAUCUGUAGCUGGGGCAGCCACAAGAAGUUGACCCUGACUGAAGUGACUGGGAAAGAGAAGUGCCUAGGAACGGUCCCCUUGACUCAUAAGAAUCUGUGUAAUGAAACCAUAUCCAUAGCCUCCUCAGAUGAAAACAGAUAUCUAGUCCCUCCUCCCGAGGGAUGGUGGGCUUGUAAUACUGGACUGACCCCAUGUGUCUCCACCUCAGCCUUCAAUUCCUCCCAUGAUUUCUGUAUUAUGGUCCAACUAGUGCCUAAGCUGAUGUAUCAUGAUGAUCUCUCAUUUGUAACAGAAUUUGAACCCAGACAUAGAUAUAGAAGAGAACCAGUCUCCUUGACUCUAGCCGUAUUAUUAGGUGUAGGAGUUGCAGGUGGAGUAGGAAUGGGGACAGCCGCCAUUAUCCAAGGGAACCAAAAUUAUGAGGGACUGAGAGUAGCUAUUGAUGAAAACUUAAGGACCAUAGAACAAUCCAUCACUAAACUUGAAGAGUCCCUAACUUCCCUUUCUGAAGUAGUACUACAGAAUAGGCAAGGACUAGAUUUACUGUUCUUAAAAGAAGGAGGAUUGUGUGCAGCCCUGAAAGAAGAAUGCUGCUUUUAUGCAGACCAUUCUGGAAUAGUAAGAGAUUCAAUGUCUAAACUUAGAGAGAGAUUAGAUCAACAGAAGAGAGAGCGGGAGGCCAACCAAAGUCUAUUUGAAUCCUGGUUUACUCGGCCCCCAUGGCUUACAACCCUGAUAUCCACCCUGGCAGGGCCCUUGCUUAUUUUCAUAUUACUCCUCAUCUUAGGCCCCUGCAUUUUAAACUGGCUAAUAACCUUCGUUAGAGAAAGAGUAAGUGCUGUUCAGAUACUAAUGCUGAGACAACAAUAUCAUUCUCUCACACAGCAAGAAGAAACGAACAUUCCAUGAUUGUAAUGUCCAAAAAGAAAGUGGGGAAAUGUAGAAUCUAAGCAUUAAGUAGGAGUAGAAAUAAGUUGGCAUAAGAGUAGCCAUCUUAAGGGCCUAGAAGCCAUUUUCUGGCGUUCUUUGAAAAGAAAAACUGGAACUAAGUAAGGCCUAGAAAACAAGUUAAUCAAUCAUGAACACUGGCAGCGGUGACCUUUAGUCAGCUAACCUCAGUCAGUUAAUCAUACAUACCAAGCUUAUCUUGCUGAACCACCCUAACAUUCGAAGAGUGAUCUUAUCUUGCUCUUGCUAAAACCCCCAGGAUGAGGAUGUGGCACCAGCCGAAAAGUUAUGUGCUUGUGGAAAAACACUGUUAUGUGCUUGUGGAAAAAUACUGUCUCUUUGAAAAUGCUAUAUAAACCCCUGGCUUUGAGUGCUUGGGGUCCUUGUUGAAACCUGCUGCGUCGGGCUGACACUUGGACCCCAGCAAGCUGGCUCCUGAAUAAAGUCCUCUUGCUUGUUGCAUCAA
This is a messenger RNA of Manis javanica (Malayan pangolin), 6075 nucleotides long. RefSeq lists its product as uncharacterized. Gene Ontology annotation, molecular function: nucleic acid binding; aspartic-type endopeptidase activity. The record is from RefSeq and is a predicted model, not a curated record. NCBI's taxonomy places the organism in Eukaryota, Metazoa, Chordata, Mammalia, Pholidota, Manidae. Gene Ontology annotation, biological process: proteolysis.